GAAGUAUUUGUAGUGGUACUUGUAAUGAGAAUUAUAAGCUGCCAGUGCUAUACACGAUGUUUGUAAGAAAGAAAUAUCGUGGGAAAGACUCUGGGCUAAUCAUGUUGGAAGACUUUGUGAAUUCCUUUACUGGAGAUGCUCUUGGCCUACGAUACCCGCUGUCAUCUUUCAUGUUCACAGUUUGUAAGCAAUAUCUUGAGAAGUACCCUGGGAAUCGUAACCUUUUGUGGGAAGUGAGGGGAGCAGGAUUUUCGUUCCAGAGAACAUCCAUCGUAUCUAAACUGCAAAAGGAAAGGGUCACAAUUGCAGACCCUAACAUAGCUCCUGUUUCCAUUCGGAUACGAGGCAGUUGUUUAAAACGUCCCAAGACAGGAAAAAGUCACCAGGAAUCUGAACCUGGGACUUCCCAAGGAGGUAAAGAAAGUGCUCCUCAUGUGUCAAAAAUCAGGGUAGAAUUUCAUCCCCAUACAUCUGAAGACUUAGUAGAAAUACCUGAGAAUAUUGUUGAGACAGAUGAAGAAACCAUUGUUGAAAAUGAGGACCAGCCUGUAUCAGAAGCGGAGCUACAUGUGUCACCCUCUGAGAAACGGAGUGAAAAAGAGGAAAUUCCAUCAGACUCUCUUAAUAGUGAGGUAACAGAGGAAACUGAUAAGACCUCACUUAUGGCUGAAGAGGAAACAGGAAAUGAAGUUUUAAGUGGUGAAUCACAAUUGAAGGCUGAGAGUCAAGAAGAAACCGCAGUAGUGGCUGCUCCUUUAAUCCAUGAUUCUUCAGCAGAAUCUUCGGAAGACACUAUAGUAGAGAAGGAUCUGAAUGCAAGUGAUUCAGAAGUGCAGACUGAAGGAGAUACGUUAGUGGAGGAGGGUGGCACUGAAGAACAGCAAGAAGCCGAAAAGACCACCACUGAAAAUGCAGCUGCUUCAGCUUCAAAGGAAGAUGCCUCUGGCAAUGACCUGCCCAGCCCUAUGGUACCUGAAGCAGCAGAAGAAUCUCUCUCUGAAAAUCUGUCACCCAAAACAUCUUCCUCAUUAGAAGAUCAAAAUGAGGAAGCAGGGCAGAACUCACAGGAGGCCCCUGUUGCUGUGAGUCAGAGCUCUUUGAUAGUGGUUGAACUCGAGAAUUUUUCUUUUCAGCAGCCUUCUGGACAGGAAGAACAGAAGAACCAGUUGGAAGAGCACUCAGAGUCUGUUGAGCGGAUGGAUCAGUACACACAGACAGCAGUGGAGCAGGCUGCUGACAGUAGCUCUGAGGAGGCAGAAAUCGAGGUACCUGUUGUAGAUCGGAGAAGCUUGCGAAGAAAGGCCAAAGGCUACAAAGGUCCAGCGAAGAAAAAAGGGAAGCCAGCUUAA
Molecule: messenger RNA, 1349 nt
Organism: Tauraco erythrolophus (red-crested turaco)
Lineage: Eukaryota; Metazoa; Chordata; Aves; Musophagiformes; Musophagidae
Source: RefSeq, a predicted model, not a curated record